UAUACAAGUGUUAAUUUGUUUUUUUUAUUAUUCCAAUGUUAUGUUCUAUUUUAUACGUUUGGAUGGAAUUCAAUUGCAAAAAACGUUGUCGAUGGAACUCUGGUCGUCACGACAAUGGCGCAUCGUGACAGCUGCUGCCAUCUAGAUAGAAUGAGCUAACUGCAGAGACACGGACGGUAUCUCGCAGGCGCACUUUGCACCGCUUAAUCCCCGUCCUCCUUUCCAUAAGCAUUUUCCUCGGAAGGAAGGCUCGCUCGUCAUUCCUUCCUCGAGUAUCGCAAGGAUCGCGUACAACAUAGCAAGUAGCAUUCUCUAUCUCUUUCCGCGCGUUCUUCCAUACUCUUCACCCCUUUUGCGGAGUCUCGUGACACGCGCGUGCACUUCCGGCGGCCGUCUUCACGGCAACAGGCUUCGUUAGUAUCGUUUUACCCCCUCUAUCUAUCUCUGCUCUUUCUCUCUCUCUCUCUCUCUCUCUCUCUCUCUUUAUCCUUCUCUAUUCUUGUCUUUCUUUCCUACGGUUUAUAUACACUUGUCUUGCUCGAGAUACGUUUAUCUUUCUUACUUUUUAUCUCUCUCUCUCUCUCUCUCUCUCUCUCUCUCUCUCUCUCUCUCUCUCUCUCAUUUUUUUCAUUUUUCUUUUACCUUUGAAAGAUUGUCAGUGAACCGCGAACACGUUGUCAGUGUCAGGGUCGUACAAAAUAGAGACAAGAAGGGUAAGAAAAGAAGAGAGAAAGAGAGAGAGAGAGAGAGAUUGGGAAGCUUAGCGAACAGCUGGCUGGGACGUUUUGACACAAAGAAGACACAUCUAAUACAUAAAGAAGAAAAGACAAGUGUUCCGAAGAAGGCUAUCUCAUCUUUCUUUUUGUUCUUCCUGAUUACUCAAAAAAGAGGAUCAUGUCGCUUAUAGCUGAAUGCUUUCGUCGAUUGACCGACACAUCCUGCAAAACCGAGUUAAGGGGUUACAAGAUUACAGAUGUGAAUCGGACGAGGAAGUUCGGCGUUGCCUGUCGAAGUCUUCAGGAAUUGAAAAGGAAAGCUUGCACGAAAUUAAACAUAACGAACGACUUGGCCGAGGUGAAUGUCUUUCUUCUCGACGGAUCCUUAAUAGACGAAGAUUAUUUUCAUACGUUGGAACCACAAACGACCUUGAUCUUGCAGAAACCAGGAGAGAAGGUUUUGUCCGAUGCUGAUCUACUUUAUGAAACAUUGAGAAGCGUUAAUAUCGAAUACAUCACUGCCGGAAAUAAAGUAUCGCAAUUUCUGACAGAGAAUCUUAAGAACAAAAUUGCCGUUUUGAACAAUGCCUUGAAUAAGGAUGACUCCAAGACUGCAUUUAGUUUGAGAGAAGAACAUCCGGAGUGGUUUCGUGGACUUGAGACUAAUUAUACUAGUAAGGAAGCUUAUAUGCAUCGUCGAUGUCAGGACAGAAUACGAGGAUAUUUAUAUAAGACGAUCGAUCAGAUCAGAUCCUCGGAUAUAUAUUUAAAUGAUCGAAAAGCUAGGCAACAAUUAUUACAGACUAUAGCCUUUUUUAAAAUGCAAUUAAAGGAGGAUCAUUAUUUCGGUUAUUAUUUCGAUAGAAGUCGAGCGUCAAAGGAUUCAAACGAAAUGGAACAUUUCGAUGAAAUUGAUUCUUCAAAUUGUUACGAUCAUUGUCCUUGCAAAUUAAACCAUCUCGAUGAUAGUACGCAUUUUCGUUUGUUUGGAAACGUUAGAACGAUCGAUGAAAGUUUCAAUAACGACGAGGUCGACGCAAGAAAAAUCACGAAACUAUCCGUCGAGAGAAAACAGGACACAGAUGAAAUUGAGGUACGACCAGAGAAAUGUCCCUUUAGGAUUAAACUUCGUAACAUGGAAGAGCAAAAAGCUAUUUGCGAUCGCAAGGGAGAAUUCAGGUGCGAAGGAGUUUGGAAUGCGAACGAGUGUACUUAUGGGGCGAGACACAAGAUUAAUCCUUACAGAUCGAGAGAGGAACUCGUCCUCUUUUCAACUUGGAAUUUGGAUCACAAUGCCAAGGACGCCCUCCAUACGUCCAAGUAUCUACACCCUCUUUAUAAUGUGUUCUCAUUAAGCUUUCAUAACAAUCGAAUAUCUUACAAAGCCGAUAUUGGAUGCAAGGACAGCGAUGGCUCAAGUAAAUCGAACGAUCUCGGACCCUUGUUCCAAGGCUUCUUAAUAUGUCACUUCAAGAUACAGUGAACGAGAAGGAUAUCUACGAUAUUUAUGAGAAUCUCUUCACUUUGAAAAACUUAAGGCUGGUACACGUCGUAUGUCACGAUAAGGGCUCGCAUAAAUCGGAAUAUUAAUAAGGAGGAUCCUAUUUAAAGAAAGAGAAAGAGAAAGAAAGAGAGAGAGAGAGAGAGAGAGAGAGGGAGAGUAAAAUUACUAUAAAAUAGUCUUUUAUUAGGGAGAUAGUGCAAAUUAGUACAUUAUAGUAUUGAACGAUGUUUACGUAUACAUAUAUACGUAUAUACAAUCACGUUUACGUACAUAUAUAAAUACACACACACACAUAUAUAUAUAUAUCUAUAUAUAUAUAUAUAUUUAUUUAUUUAAAGAUUGUUGAUAUUAGAGAGAGAUUUAACAUAUUGUUAAUAUUGAAAGUUGACAGUACUUUCGUUGCGUUGAAAAAAAAGGAAAGCAAUAUAUAAAGAGAUAUAUUCUAUAAAUUUCUAUAAAAUCUCAUACGAGAAUAUCAUGCCUGACGGUAAGCAAUAUUAAACGAAAGGCUAUAUAUAUAUAUAUAUAAAAAAAAAAAAGAGAAAAGUAAAUAUUAAACUAUAACGAUUACUUCAAAUCACUAUUGUAAAGCUAGAUGUAUGCUCUGUUUGAUUGAUUAAGUAACAAAUGACACUUUAAGCGAUUGCCUUCUUUUCCUCGACCUUUUCAUUUUCUAUUAUAUGAAAGGGAAAGCUUUCUCAUAGGUGUCUUUACUAAUGUGAAAACGUAAUCUUUGAAACAGGGUGUACGUACAGUUCCUUCGUAAAAAUUUGUAAUCGUACAUUUUUCUUCGUGAUUUUUGUGAUUUCGAAAAAAAAAGAAAACGAGAAAAAGAAAAGAUCGUACAUUAUCCUACAGAUUUGCUAAAAUAAAUAGAAAAAAUGUUAAUUCUUCGGAAAAGAAAAUUAAUUGUGCUGGCCUAAAGGACAUUCAAAGAUGCCUUUAUCAAUGAUAAUCUUCGUAAUUUGGAAAGUUCUAAACGGAUUUCGUGUUUUCAUAUCUUGAGCGCAACGGAAGAAUCUUGGAAAGUAUAUAAUAAUAAAUGGUGAAUGUGUUCUUCGCCGAAAAAAAAAAAAAAGAAAAAAGAAAAGAAAACUGUUAAUACCAGAAACUAGGAAUGAUAAAGAUCUUUAUUAACUUUCGAUAAAAAAUGAAAAAAAAAAAAAGAAACAAACCUUAAUGUAACCGUAGUUGACUCAUUAGUGUGAGAAAAAUACUUUGUUAGAAAAAAAUAUAUACUAUAUAUAUAUAUACUAUAUAUAUAUAUGUAUACUAUAUAUAUAUAUAUAUGUAUAUAUAUAUAUAUAUAUAUACAUAUACAUAUAUAAAUAUACGUAGUGACGAAAUAUCUUUCGGACAGAUUUUUAUUCUGACUGGUCAGCAAGAGACUAAAACAAAGUUCUGAUAUAUACUUAUAACUACAUAUAUAUUAUAUAUACCUAUAUACGUUGUCACGUUUAGAGAAGAAUAUAUAUUAUAUAUAUACAUAUAUAUUAUCUAUAUACACUAUACACGCAUACGUACUUAUGUAUAUCGUAUGAUAUUACAUUCCAAAGACUUCUGCGAUAAUUCACGAAGGUGCUUUUCCGAUAUGAAAGCGAUCAGUUUCUAGAAAGCAUGAAAAUGCUCCGUCGAAAUGUAAAUCGAUUACUUACGACGAUGUCUGUACUUGAUAAGAUGUUAAGUGUCGCGAUAUGAAAAGUACAUUACUUUGUAUGUACUAUUUACAUAUACAUAUACGUAGAAAUACUAUUCCUUACGAGGCGUUCGCGAUGAUUAUAGAUUCGCUAAAUCGAAUCGAUCUUUGCACUUGUUACUUUCCUAUCUUUCGUAGCUUCUUCGCUCGAUGUUUGUUGUUAAUCCUUUAUGUAAGAUUCAUAUACGACGAUAUUUUAUCCAACUUUUUUCCGGCCACCGACAUACCAAGAGAGAAUCCCUACGUCCGUCGAUGUGUCUGAUGAUCAUUAAUGAUCGACUUAACUAAAGAGUAAUACAGGGUAUUACAUCGAAGUUCAGAGAGAAAUGAAAAGAAGACAAUUAUAAAUUUGACCAAUGUGAAAAAAAAAAAAAAAGUAACAACACAAACAAACACACACAUAUAUACAUAUAUACACCUAUUAUGUAUAUAUCUCUGUCACGAGUCUCUCCUAUUGCUAAUGUAACACGUUGUUUCCUCUAGCCGUAGUGACCACCGUGACUGUACAAUAUAUACGGGUCAUAGAUGUGUUUUUGUGAUUUAUUUAUAUUAACGAUAAAAUAUAUGAGAAAUGGAUGAUCGCAACAAAAAAAAAGAAAAAAAGAAAAAAAAAUAUGUUGUAAUAGACGAUUAUAUAAUUAUGUAAACGCUUGAGACAUUGUUUUAAGCUUUGAUGUUUUUAAUCUAAAUAUGUAAACGCAAUAGACAGUAUUUAUUAUUUGUUUUUAUCAUCGUUUGGAGACGAUCUAAGGCAGAGAUAACGAAUAAGAUCAAUCGAAAGGAGGUGUUAACGAAGACAUCCGUUUGGAGGGUUCUUUAAACGUGCCAAGAAAAUGCGUCACGAUUGGCUCCGCUUAUAUAGUAUUCUCUGACGUCUUCUUCGCGAGGACGUACGACACGUGCGUGGGUAACUUAAUAGUCGGCUUGUUAACGUUAACUCAACGACCAAUUGUCAAUCAGCGACAUUUCGUUUGAAUUGUAAAUGUUGCUUCGCGCGAUUGAUAAGGUCUUUUCUUUGUAAAACGAGUGACGCGUACAGAUGGACCUCGUUAUUCUCUUAAAAAAAAAAAAACAAAAAAAAAAGAAAAAAAAAGGAAGAAAAAAGAAAGAAAAAAAAAGAAAAACAAAAAAGCAAAAAAAAAGAAAAAAAAAACACAAAAAGGGAAGAAAACGAAGGAGAAAAAAAAAGAAAGUAGAUAAAAAACAGUUUGUUUUAACGUCGACCGAACGCUUAAAGUGAUUAUAUAUCGAAUGUUAUCUUUUAUUCUUUAUUUUAUCGAAGAAAUGCGAAUGUUCUGUCUAUGUAUCUACGUUAUCGAUCGAAUAUAAUGGAAUUUAUUAUUUAGUUAA
Molecule: messenger RNA, 5266 nt
Organism: Vespa velutina
Lineage: Eukaryota; Metazoa; Arthropoda; Insecta; Hymenoptera; Vespidae
Gene: Drep4
Product: DNA fragmentation factor subunit beta
Exons: 9
Coding region: 895-2199 (434 amino acids)
Biological process (GO): apoptotic DNA fragmentation; apoptotic process
Cellular component (GO): cytoplasm; nucleus
Molecular function (GO): DNA endonuclease activity
Source: RefSeq, a predicted model, not a curated record